GCCGCCAUGGAGCCGCCCGGCGCGGCCUGCGGCCUGCCCAGCGUGUCCGGCGCCGAGGUGCGGGCGGGGCGGCGGGAGCCGUGCGUGCUCAGCCUGGGCCGGCGGAGCGGCCGCUACGGGGUAAUUAUCCAGCCCCAGGAGAAGGCAAAGGCAGAGCCGGAUUACAUCCCCAUCAACAGCCACUUUAAAUGUGUGCAAGAGGCAGAAGAAACUCUCCUGAUUGAUAUAGCUGCAAACACAGGCUGCAAGGUCAGGAUACAAGGUGACAAGACGGCAGAUCGGCUCUUUGAAAUCCCCGAUGAGGAGCGUUGCCUAAGGUUCCUUUCAGAAGUGCAGAGCAUACAGGAAGCUCACCUGAAGGCUUCUCUUCCUGAAGCCAAGGACUCAGCCAGCUGGCAUCAGGUGGAGAAGGGUCUCCCAGGUCUAUCUCAGGCCUCUUCGUCAGGAGCUCUUGGGUUUGAGGAUGAUUUCAACACUCUGAGCCUCGAAGAGAAAAGAAACAUGCAGAACCACCAGUCAGGGUCUCGCCGGGAGCCCCCACCCCCUCCCGUGCCUCAAAACAGGCAAUUUCACCGAGAGGGAGAAGGCUCAUCAAGGGAUCAGCCCAAAGUCACCAACACUAUGCGCAAAAUGUUUUUGCCCAGCACCCCGUCGGGGCAGAGAGAAGGUCUCAUCAAGCACCUGCUUGCCAAGAGAGAGAAAGCCUAUGUCAACCUUCACAACUUCAGAUUUUUUGUAGGAACAUGGAAUGUGAAUGGGCAGUCUCCAGACAGCAGCCUGGAACCCUGGCUGGUGUGUGACACCGAGCCUCCGGACUUCUACUGCAUCGGCUUCCAGGAGCUGGACCUCAGCACAGAGGCUUUUUUCUACUUUGAUUCUGCAAAGGAGCAAGAGUGGCUGGCUGCUGUGGAGAAGUCCCUGCACCCCCAGGCUAAGUAUAAGAAAGUUCAAAUGGUCCGUCUGGUUGGGAUGAUGUUGCUCAUAUUUGUGAAGAAGGAUCAGCUGAGCAAUAUCAGAGAGAUCAUGACAGAGUCUGUGGGCACAGGAAUCAUAGGAAAGAUGGGCAACAAGGGAGGCGUGGCUGUGAGGUUUGUGUUCCACAACACGUCCUUCUGCGUCGUCAACUCCCACCUGGCUGCCCACGUGGAGGACUUCGAGCGGCGGAACCAGGACUACAAGGACAUCUGCGCUCGGAUGAGCUUUGUGACCCCUGAUGACAGUCUACCUCAGCUCAACAUCAUGAAGCACGAUGUUGUCAUCUGGCUAGGAGAUUUGAACUACAGACUCUGUCUCCCUGAUGCCAGUGAAGUGAAAAGUCUGAUCAGUAAGAACGAGCUUCAGAAGUUGCUGACAUAUGACCAGCUGAAUAUUCAGCGCACUCAGAAGAAGGCAUUUGCAGAUUUCACCGAGGGAGAGAUUAAGUUCAUCCCCACGUAUAAAUACGACUCUAAAACGGAUCGCUGGGACUCCAGUGGCAAGUGUCGUGUGCCAGCGUGGUGUGACCGCAUCCUUUGGCGAGGGGGCAACAUACACCAGCUCCGGUACUGCAGCCACAUGGAGCUGAAGACCAGUGACCACAAGCCCGUCAGCGCGCUCUUCCGCAUCGCGGUGAAGGUUGUGGAUGAGCAGAAGUACCGGAAGCUGUUUGAAGACAUCGUCCGUCUGAUGGACAGGAUGGAGAACGACUUUCUGCCGUCGCUGGAGCUGAGCAGGAGAGAAUUUGAGUUUGAGAACGUGAAGUUCCGCCAGCUGCAGAAGCAGAAGUUCCAGAUCACCAAUAACGGGCAGGUCACCUGUCACUUCUCCUUCAUCCCGAAGCUCAACGACACCCACUACUGUAAGCCGUGGCUUCGGGCUGAGCCUUGUGAAGGUUACUUGGAGCCAGAUGAGAGCACAGACAUCUCCCUGGAUGUGUAUGUCAGUAAGGACUCAGUAACCCUCCUCAACUCUGGUGAGGACAAAAUUGAGGAUAUCCUUGUCCUUCACUUGGACCGGGGGAAGGAUUAUUUCCUCACCAUCAGUGGGACCUACCUGCCCAGCUGCUUUGGCACCUCCCUGGAAGCCUUGUGCCGAAUGAAACGACCAAUCCGAGAAGUUCCAGUCACCAAACUCAUUGACCUGGGAGAAGACAGCUUCUUAGAGAAGGAGAAAUCCAUCCUGCAGAUGGGCUCCCUGGACAGCGAGGAGGCGAGCGGGGCGCCACUGCAGGUGCCAAAGGAGAUCUGGCUCUUGGUGGACCACUUGUUCAAGCAUGCCUGCCAUCAGGAGGACCUGUUCCAGACCCCAGGCAUGCAGGAGGAGUUGGAGCAGAUCAUUGACUGCCUGGACACCAGCAUCCCUGAGAAAAUCCCGGGCAGCAACCACUCUGUGGCCGAGGCCCUCCUCAUCUUCCUGGAGGCUCUGCCAGAGCCUGUCAUCUGCUACGAGCUGUACCAGCGCUGCCUGGACUGGUCCCACAGCAGCCGCCUGUGCCGGCAGGUGAUUUCUCAGCUGCCUCGGUGCCACCGCAGCGUGUUUCAGUACCUGAUGCUGUUCCUCCGAGAGCUGCUCCGAUACUCAGAAGACAACAACGUCAGCGUGGCCAUGAUCGCCGCCUUGUUCUCCAGCCUCCUCCUGCGCCCUCCGCCCAACCUGCUGGCCAGGCAGAGCCCGCAGGACCGCCAGCAUGCCAUCAGCUUCCUCCACAGCUUCCUGCUCGCCGGGGACGAGGAGUGACUCUGACUCCCGAGGGAUGCCAAAGCCGGGCCGUGCCUCUGGGCCGCGGGAGGGUGCCAGGCUGGGGCUGCUCCCAGCGCCGUGUUCCCGGGCGGGAGGGACGUGUUCCCCUCCCCUCCCAGCGCCAGGCCCCGCACGCUCCUCGCGCUGCCCCUGCUCCCCGGCAGCGGGGCUGGCUCUGGUGCUCCCCAGCACUGUGCCAGCAGCCCCUUCCUCACGUGGCACUUGCACCAGGCCCCCAGCUCACACUUCUGUCUCCUCACCCCCUUCUACCUGGAGCUGCUGCGGGGACGCUGCCGCUGGGGCUGUGCUGGGCUGUGUUCGCUGGCUGUACUGGUGGGGGCUGGCUGUACUGGUGAAGGCUGGCUGUACUGGGCGGGGUGGCUGUACUGGUGAAGGCUGGCUGUACUGGUGAUUGCUGGCUGUACUGCUGAGGGCUGGCUGUACUGGUGAGCACCCUGCACUCUGCCUCGCCUGCUGUUGGGUGUCUGCCUCCCUCUGCCCCACCACCAGCCCCGCUGCCCCAUCACUGUGCUAUGUAUGAAUGCUGGACUGUGGCUGACCCAGGAACUCGGGAACUUCAGCCUCUUCCCUUCAGCAGCCCUUUGUCCUCUCUUCUGCCUCGUGGCUGGGAGGCUCUGGCAUAUGGUCCCUCCUGCACUCCCAGCCCUCAGCUGCUGUUGCCUGGGCCCUGCUCCCCUGUGCCCCAGCUCCCCUCUGGACCAGAGCUGGGGGUUCAUGCAGGAGCCCGGGCCAGGCAGGGGCAGGAGCUGCUCUGUGCUCCUCCAGGGCUGUCCCUGGGCACAGCCCCCUGGGGCAGGACACAGUUCCUGUUGCUGUCCACGGGUCAUCCCUCAGGAGGGUGGGUACAGACUGGGGGGAAAGGGAGGAAAACAAGCCAGAACUCCCUGUCCAGGUCCCGAGGAUCAGCUGGGGGCUGUGCUAGCGAGCUGUAGUGCCAGAGCCACAGACAGGUGUGGCAGGGGUGCCCGUGGGUGUCCACUGAAACACUAAGCAGAGUCCUGCCUGCCCGGGCUGGGGCUGCAUGGCCUGGGCAGAGCCAGGGGGGCUGUGGGCCUGGGACCCCUGGCACUGCGCUUGCUGCCAGCCCCUAUGGCCCUGCAGCCCCCAGGCUCUGGCUGAGCUGCUGAGGCUCCCCAACCUUCUGGCUCCUGCUUUGGGGUUGGAUGGGUUUUUUUUCCUUCUUUUACAGUUUUUAAAUGACAUAAUUUAUUGGGAAACUGUUUGUUCCAAAUAAAGCUCCGUUGUGCAGGGGGCAGCAGCAGCCUCCUGUCGCUCUGUGUGCUGCCCAGAGCUCUGCCAUCCUCCUGCUCCCACCAGCCCCCUCCCUGCGAGGGGCCGGAGCCUUCCACAGCCGGCUCGGGCCCCUGCCAGCACCCUGGCAGCGUGUGGGGCAGAGCCAGGGCAUGGCAGCAGCAUCCCCGGCUCCUGCCGCUUUAGCUCCCCUGGGGCUGCAGCUCGCAGCCUCCUCACACGCGGGCAGCCACCAGCCCAGCUGGUUGCGCGGGAGGGACGGUGCGGAGCGGGCACGGCCGGGCGCUGGCGCAGCCCUGAGUCCCCCCCCCGGCCCCACAGCAGCAGGGAAGGGCCAACGUGUCCUGCCGCAGG
Messenger RNA from Colius striatus (speckled mousebird), 4344 nucleotides. It is a transcript of the gene OCRL, whose product is annotated as OCRL inositol polyphosphate-5-phosphatase. Gene Ontology annotation, cellular component: cytoplasm; membrane. Gene Ontology annotation, biological process: signal transduction; phosphatidylinositol dephosphorylation. The transcript is spliced from 24 exons. NCBI's taxonomy places the organism in Eukaryota, Metazoa, Chordata, Aves, Coliiformes, Coliidae. Gene Ontology annotation, molecular function: phosphatidylinositol-4,5-bisphosphate 5-phosphatase activity; inositol phosphate phosphatase activity. The coding region runs from base 7 to 2715 and encodes 902 amino acids. The record is from RefSeq and is a predicted model, not a curated record.